This is a messenger RNA of Folsomia candida, 1981 nucleotides long. Its product is annotated as phenoloxidase-activating factor 2. Gene Ontology annotation, molecular function: serine-type endopeptidase activity. The record is from RefSeq and is a predicted model, not a curated record. Lineage: Eukaryota; Metazoa; Arthropoda; Collembola; Entomobryomorpha; Isotomidae. Gene Ontology annotation, biological process: proteolysis. The coding region runs from base 470 to 1816 and encodes 448 amino acids. The transcript has 11 exons.
GUCGUGGUCGUCGUCGUAUGUACAAUUUUUCCCAUACUUCUCCUCCCCAUAUUUCUCCUCAGGUUACAUGACCACAGUCGAUUUUAUGUACGGGAGGACAUACACAUAUUUAUUUGUUGUAUUGCAUAUAUAAUACUUGGCUGGAUUGAAGUCGUGAGUGAGUGAUGAGUGACUACGAAACCACAGAGUUUAAUAUUUGGGGUAAAAAAGGGACAAUAUUUAUGUGUCAAAGUAAUGUAGAGUAUGAGUAAUAUUCUUCCGAGACGUCACACUUUUACAGUGUCAUUUUUUAGCAAGUGAGUGAGUGAGAGUGAGAGAGAGAUUUAGACAAAUUGAGACGUGUGGAUCAUUGGGUCCGUUGCAGAAGCGUGGAAUUGUGGAAGACAGAAAUCGUGACCAUUUUACGGGAAGAUUGAUACUCGAUAAUAGAUUCCUAAACUUGUCGGACAGUCGUCAAUCCGAUUAAGAAAUGCUUUUCCAGCGAGAGGUGACCACGCUACUCGUAAUUUUUCUCUUCACAUCAUCCGCCCUCCUCGUUUCCGGUCAGGAUGAAGAUUCCGAUGCAGAGUUAAUAAAUGAAUUUCUAAAUUCCGGUCCCGACCCGGUGGUGACGAAUAUUAAGAAACCAGACCCCCCAGUCGCACAGACGAUCCCCUCCACCUUCUCCAAAGGUCCGGUACGAGGUCAAGGCUCAGGAAAACAACCUCCUCCGCCACCAAAAGAACAAUCUUCUGAACAAGUGUCCUCCUCCGAGGAGACCUUUAGCGAACCGGGGAGUUGCAAAUGUGUGAAAUACUACUUGUGCAAUAUUGACAAUGGGACCGUCGUGGAUAAUGGCGACGUUCUCGGACUUAUCGACAUCCGUCUGGGUGCCUCGAAACCGUCGGCGUGUCCGCAUUAUUUUGACAUUUGUUGUCCAGAUUCCAAACAGGAAGCUGCGUCCGACGUAAUCACCCAACCCCCAAAGAAUUUCGAACACUCGGUCUGCGGGAAGAGAAAUGUGGGUGGUGUGGGAUUCAGAAUUACUGGGGCGGACAAUAUGGAGACAAACUUCGGCGAAUUUCCUUGGAUGGCCGCCAUCGUGCGACAAGAACAACAAGUGGACAAACCUCCCCUUAACAUUUACCUUUGCGGUGGAUCGCUAAUUCAUCCUCAGGUUAUCUUAACAGCCGCCCAUUGUGUUUACGGGAAGCAACCCGAAGAGUUAAAAGUUCGUUUGGGCGAGUGGGACACGCAAACUCCUCAUGAGCUGUAUCCUCACCAGGACAGAUUUGUGAAUAAGAUAACCGUGCACGAGGGUUACUACUCGGGCGCCUUAUUCAACGAUAUCGCCCUCCUCUAUUUAAACGAGCCAGUGAAAUUCGCACCAAACGUGGACACCGUCUGUCUGCCCCCUGCCUCUGCCAAGUUCGACGGUCAAACGUGCUACGCCUCAGGAUGGGGGAAGAAUUCGUUCGGUCAGGAGGGGAAAUACCAAGUGAUUUUGAAGAAGGUGGAGGUGCCCAUCGUCCCCAUGGACCAGUGUCAACAAGCCUUGAGGAAAACGAGGCUCGGCCCCCAUUUCAAGCUGCACGCGUCCUUCGUCUGUGCGGGAGGCGAAGCAGGUCGUGACACUUGCUCGGGCGAUGGAGGAUCACCUUUAGUCUGUCAGUUGUCCGACUCUCCGUACUACGCCCAAGUAGGCAUCGUUAGUUGGGGGAUUGGUUGUGGAGAGCACGGAACGCCCGGAGUUUACGUCAACGUCCCCCUUCUCGUUCCUUGGAUUGCGGAACAGAUGCGUAAGUCGAGAAUGGAAACGUCCUUUUUCAGAAAUUAAGCAUAUGUAUACACCUAAUCUAAAGUAACUUUAUACGAUUUUAUGAUAACAACUGUCCUAAUUUUAUGUGUGCAAGAAUUUUACGUUUAGUAAGUAAGAUGUGAUGAGAUUCGAUGUCAAGUAUUAAAAAGUGACGAAAGAAAAUAAAGUCGAAAAUUAUUCUCA